Molecule: messenger RNA, 2322 nt
Organism: Penicillium oxalicum
Lineage: Eukaryota; Fungi; Ascomycota; Eurotiomycetes; Eurotiales; Aspergillaceae
Exons: 5
Coding region: 1-2322 (773 amino acids)
Biological process (GO): mRNA processing
Cellular component (GO): spliceosomal complex
Molecular function (GO): mRNA binding
Source: RefSeq, a predicted model, not a curated record
AUGUACAAUCCUUAUCAGCGUGAGUUUGCGCCUCUCGACGCCCCCCCAGGCAUGUAUGGGAGAGCUCCCGACUACGGAGCUUACCCAGGUGCGCCCCAGGCAUGGGUACCACCUCCUCCAGGUGUGGCCGCACCGGGAACGGCCGCACCUCCGGGAAUGCAACAGAACAACCAGCAGCCUGGUCGCCCCGGUGGGUUUCCGGCCAAUUUCCAACCCCCUCCGAACAUGCCCAAUAUCAACUUUUCCGCACCCGUGAUCCGCCUGGGCACCUCCGGUCCCUCCAAGUCAGCUGCCCCCGAGACAGGUCGCGAGCGAGGGUCUGAUGGACCGAGCCGUCGCCCGGGUCUGGGGUCGUCAAAUACGGACGAUCGACGCCACCAUGGCCGCGAUUCUAUGAUGCAACUACAGCCGCCGACCCGCGAUGAAAUUGUGCGCACGCUGUUUGUCGGAGGGAUCACCGAGGGUGCCGGCGGGGAUGAGGGAAUUGAGCGUAUCUUGCGGUCCGCUGGAAAUCUACGUCGCUGGAUUCGAGCCACGGAUGCGGACGAGAAGCCUUGCCGCUUCGGGUUUGCAGAGUUUGAAGAUCCUGAAAGCCUGGAGGUGGCCGUGGAGGUGUUGAAGGACAUUGAAGUCCCUGUCAAGCGCCAAUCACCCCUUACGGACGGUGAGGAGGAGCGGGAGGUGGAAAAGAGCACUCUUCUGGUUGUUGUGGAUGAGAGUACCAUGACCUAUCUGGAGCAGUUUGGUGUCACCCGUGGUGAAAGAGAUCCAAAAGAGCUUCAGGCUCGCUUCGAUACGGCCCGUGAAAAUCUCAAAAAUGUGUUGUCGGAGCUUUCACACCCAGUUACCCCUCCGCAGAAGGAAGAGGUGUCAGGUGUCGAUAAAGAAGGCGAUGUUGAGAUGAAGGACGGGGAAGUUGCCAAGGACGGAGAAGUUGUGACAAUCCCCAUCACUGUCGAAGAUGAAUUAGCCGACAUUCCUCCCGAGAUGCGCGAGAACGUGGCCAAGGAGAUUGCGGCCUUCCGCGAGCGCAGUAAUCGUCGGGACAUUGAACGAUUGAAACGGGAGGAAGAAAUCGAGUCUAUGGAACGUGCUCGUCACUCUGGCUCGCGGGUUAGUCGUCUUGGUUCGCCCCCCUCCUCGGCUCCCAGUGGGCCAGCAGGUGGUGCAAACGGCAUUCCACUGGGGCCUCGCGGUGACCGCAAUGUUUCUGGUGCGCCCUCUGGACCAAAAGGCUUCGGUGUUCAGAUCCCCAAGGAUUAUCAAAAGGGUGUGUCAUUUGUAAAUGGGGGCGGCAUGAAUGGAUCUCAAGCUCACCUGGACCGGGAGGACGAGGACACUGAUGCAAGCGAUGAAGAGCUUGAGCGUCGUCGCCAGGCCAAGCGUAGCGCUGAGCAGGAAAAACAGUUCUUGGAUCAGGAGCGCCGCUGGUUGAACCGAGAGCGAAGCCGAACGGCUGCCCUGGAGCGUGAGAAGAAGCGAGACAAGGAAGAAGAUGGAAAACUGCAAGCGGCGCACGACGAGAUGGAGAAGCGCUUGAUGGAGUGGGAUGAUAACGUGGAGGCCAGCCGCAAGGCAAGCGAGUACUACGCUGACCGCGGUGCCUGGCUACGAAGCCGUGCUGCCUUCCGCGCUCGUGAGGUCAGCAUGGACGAGGCCGAUCGCGCCGCAGAGGCACGUGAGCAAGCCCAGUCUGCCAAACGCGAGGAACAGGCACGCGGGAUGGCAGAUGAAUUCCUCGCCAAACAAGCCGAGGAACUGGAGGCUCGGGCCCAGGCGCCAGCGCCUCAGGAAGAGGAGCCCCAACGAUUCAAGCUUUCCCUUGGCGCUGCUGCCCAAAAGGCCCAGGCCGCCACCGGCCGUCGCACCGUUGCCGAAGUUGAAGGUCUACUGGAGGAUGAGGAGGAGCCCGCCGGUACGACCCGCCGGCAGCUCAUUCCGAUCAAGUUCGACUCUGCCGCCGAAGCCGCCGGUCUCUCGGACGAGGAGCGUGCUCAAGCCGCGCGCCAACUGGCCGCCGAGAUUCCUGCCGACAAGGAGGGUCUUUGGAAAUGGGACAUCAAGUGGGAAUUCGUGGAUGAGGCGAUCAUUGCCGAUCAGCUCAAGCCCUUUGUUGAGAAGAAGAUUGUCGAGUAUCUGGGAAUCCAGGAACAGAUGUUGGUGGAUGUGGUUGAAGAGCACAUUCGUAAACACGGCUCCCCUCAAGAUCUGGUGGAGCAGUUGGAAAUGGCACUCGACGAAGAGGCUGAGGUGCUGGUUCGCAAGCUUUGGCGCAUGCUUAUCUUCUUCUCCGAGAGUGAGAAGCGAGGACUGUCUGGAUAG